This is a messenger RNA of Strigops habroptila (Kakapo), 1049 nucleotides long. It is a transcript of the gene SYPL2, whose product is annotated as synaptophysin like 2. The record is from RefSeq and is a predicted model, not a curated record. The transcript is spliced from 6 exons. The coding region runs from base 116 to 886 and encodes 256 amino acids. Gene Ontology annotation, cellular component: synaptic vesicle membrane; synaptic vesicle. NCBI's taxonomy places the organism in Eukaryota, Metazoa, Chordata, Aves, Psittaciformes, Psittacidae.
CGGGGGCGGGGCGGUGCUGCACGCCCCGGGGGCGGUGGGGUUCCCGCUGGCGGCUCCGACAGCGGAGCGGUCCCAGCGGGCGGCGGAGGCAGCACCGACCGCCCCCGGCCCGGCCAUGUCGGACCCCGGCGUCCCCGCGGCCGGUGACAAAGCGCCCCGGCUCCAGGACCGCAUCCUGACCGGGGUGCGCUGGGGCCGCCUCCUGGAGCCCCUCGGCUUCAUCAAGGUGCUGGAGUGGCUCUUUGCCAUCUUUGCCUUCGGGGCCUGCGGCUCCUUCAGCGGCGAGACGGGGGCGACGGUGAGAUGCGAUGGUGACACCAAAGAGACGACAGUCAUCUCCGUGCAGUUCGGGUACCCCUUCAGGUUAUACCAGAUCCCGUUUGAGAUGCCGGACUGCGAGGGCGAGGGCGGCACCCGCACCCUGCACCUCGUGGGUGACUUCUCCGCUCCAGCCGAGUUCUUUGUGACCCUGGGGGUCUUCUCCUUCCUCUACACCAUGGCAGCUCUGGUGCUUUACCUGCGCUUUCAUUCCCUCUACGGCGAGAACAAGAAGCUCCCAUUGGCGGAUUUCUGCGUCACCGUCUGCUUCGCCUUCCUGUGGCUGGUGGCGGCGGCGGCGUGGGGCAAGGGGCUGAGCGACGUGAAGGCGGCGACGCAGCCCAGCAGCCUCACCGCGGCCAUGGCCGUGUGCCACGGCACCGACGUGGUGUGCAGCGCCGGCACCACGCCAGCCAUGGGGCUGGCCAACAUCUCCGUGCUCUUCGGCUUCAUCAACUUCCUGCUGUGGGCCGGGAACUGCUGGUUCGUGCUGCGGGAGACGCCGUGGCGGGCACCGGCUGCGCCCCGCGACGCCGCGGCCGAGCAGGGCGCCAUCGACAAGCAAUAGCACCCCGGGGUGCCCCCCGCGCCCCGGGGCCUCGCGCCGGCCGCCAGCCCGGGGACGGGGCGCCGCUGGCUGCUAUGGGGGGGGCUGCGGGUGGCGGGGGGGGGGCACGGGACCGUGCGUCACCCCGCGGCUCUACGGGGGCCUAUAAACGUCCUGGGUACCA